AUGACGAAGCAGUUCGCUGUACCUCCGGUGGUGUUCCCCUCCGGUGGGAACCCAAGCGCCGUCGGAUCCAACAACAUCCAACAACGCCGCGUCGCGACGGCGCCAUUUCAACCCCCGCGCUCCUCCACCUCCUCGAUCCCCUUCAUGUCCUUCGACAUCGGCUCCGCCGCAGCCGCCUCCUCCUCCUCCUCCCUCUUCGGAGGCCCGAUCGGCUCCUCCUCCAUCCCUGGCGGCUCCGCCUCCUUCGAGGACGAAGAGCCCCUCCUCGACGAGCUCGGCAUCCACCCUGACCAAAUCUGGAGAAAAACCAAGUCUAUUCUCAACCCGUUCCGCUCCAACCCGGCAGUCCACAAGGACUCAGACCUCUCCGGCCCGAUCCUCCUUUACAUGUCUCUCUGCCUCUUCCAACUCCUCGCGGGAAAAAUCCAGUUCGGCGUCAUCCUCGGAUGGAUCGUCGUCUCUUCCAUUUUCCUCUACAUCGUCUUCAACAUGUUGGCUGGGCGUAACGGCAAUCUCGACCUGCACAGGUGUACGUCUGUGAUUGGGUAUUGUAUGCUGCCCGUGGUGAUCUUAUCGGCCGCCUCGCUCUUCGUCCCCCAAGGCGGGAGCUUCAGGAUUGCCGUGGCUGCCGUCUUUGUGUUGUGGGCCACGAGGGUGUGCACGGGGCUCAUGGUUGCGCUUGCUGACGGUGGUGAUGAGCAUCGCGGGUUGAUAGCGUAUGCUUGUUUCUUGAUUUACACUCUGUUUUCGCUUCUUGUGAUAUUUUAG
This is a messenger RNA of Prunus armeniaca (apricot), 768 nucleotides long. The record is from the annotation of a GenBank genome assembly. Lineage: Eukaryota; Viridiplantae; Streptophyta; Magnoliopsida; Rosales; Rosaceae.